Naumovozyma dairenensis CBS 421 is the source of this 645-nucleotide messenger RNA. RefSeq names its product Erp2p (gene ERP2). Lineage: Eukaryota; Fungi; Ascomycota; Saccharomycetes; Saccharomycetales; Saccharomycetaceae. The record is from RefSeq and is a predicted model, not a curated record. Gene Ontology annotation, cellular component: COPII-coated ER to Golgi transport vesicle; endoplasmic reticulum-Golgi intermediate compartment; endoplasmic reticulum. The transcript has a single exon. Gene Ontology annotation, biological process: protein retention in ER lumen; endoplasmic reticulum to Golgi vesicle-mediated transport; intracellular protein transport. The coding region runs from base 1 to 645 and encodes 214 amino acids.
AUGAUACAACUAAACCAAUUGAUUUCCGUGCUUAUGGUUGCCCUAUGGCAAUUCAGUUCCAUUGUGGGAGCCAGUGAUUCAUCCUCUACAUACUCUCCAAUGGUCUUAGCCUUGUCACCUUUCACUACUGAAUGUUUAUAUUAUGAUCUUUUGAAAGAUGAUGAUACUUUAGUGGUUAGUUAUCAAGUCUUGACUGGUGGUAACUUUGAAAUUGAUUUUGAAAUUACUGCUCCAGAUGGAUCGAAAUUAGUGGAGGAAAAGCAAAAAAAAUAUUCUGAUUUCCUUUUGAAAUCUUUCGGAUUGGGUCAAUAUUCUUUCUGUUUCACUAAUUCUUAUGGCACCAAUGUUAAGAAAGUAGAGGUCACUUUAGAAAUGGAAAAAAAGAUUGAUUCUUCUGAUAUUAAUAAUGAAGAUAUGAUUGCCUAUAAUGCAGUAGAAGAGAUUGAAAGGAAUUUGAAUAAGAUUACUAAGACUAUGAAUUAUUUGAGAGCAAGAGAAUGGAGAAAUAUGUCAACUGUGAACUCUACUGAAUCAAGAUUGAUUUGGUUAUCUUUAUUGGUUAUCGGUGUUACCGUUGGGAUUAACAUAUUGGAAGCUUUUAUCAUUCAAUUCUUCUUCAAUGGUCGUCAAAGGAACUUCGUUUAA